AGAGUCCUUUAUUGGGCGUCUGCUAUGUGCCAAGCCCUCAGAAUAUUGGAACAAAACGGUCUUUGCUGUGUAGAGUUUACGGUCUGCUGGAGAGAGACCUAAAAUGAGCUCACAAAUAGAUAGUAUGGUGAGCUAUAGGGUAAUGUAUGGUAUGGAAAAAAUAGAACAGGGUAAAGAGAAGAUGAGGUGAGGGUAGAGGGGCAGUUUGCAACUUUUAGAUAGGAUUCUCAAGGUAGGCUUCUUUUAAAAAGUUACAUUGAGCAAAGAUUUGAAGGAGGUAAUGGGGUAAACUAUGCAGUUUUCUGGGGGAAGAGCUGCUAAUCUGAGAAAAGUUAGUUAUCUAGGAGAAAAGCUGUCCAGGAAAAGGAAAGAUACAGCAACAAGGCUCCUUAGAAGCAAGCCUGGCGUGUUCUGGAAACUCCGUGGAGGCCAGGAGGAGAGGUGGGGCGGGGGUUAGGAAUGACAGAUUGUAAGGACCUUGGCUUUUAUUUUAUGUGAGACAGAUGCAGAUCUCUUGGAGGAUUUUGACAAAAGGAGUGGUCUGAUUUACAUUUUAAAAGCAUCACUCAGACUCUUCUUUGGAGAAUAGACUUUAGGGGAAGGAAAGUGAAAGGAAGGAGGAAAUGACAGUGGCUUGAACCAGAGUAGUUUUAAUGGAAGUAGUGAGAAGUGAUUAGAUUCUUUUGGGAGGUACAGUUGAGUGAAGGGCAUGAGAGAAAGAGAAGCGUCAAGGAUGACUCCAAGACUUUUGAACUAAGCGACUGGAAGGAUGAAGUUACCAUCGGUUGACAUGGGAGAGUCUUCAGGUGGAGCAAAUUUGAAGGUUAAGAUCAAGAUUUCAGUUCUGGAAAUACUAAAUUUGAGACACUUAUUAGUCAACUGAUCGUUGUUGUCAAGUAGUCACUUGUCCGGAUGUAUGAUUUGGCAGGAGAGAAAGGUGUGGGCUAGAGAUCAAAAUUUAGGAGUCAUCGGUAUUUCAGACCAUUAUAGUGAAUGUAGCUAAAGAACUGAAAAAGAGAAGCAGACCAAGGACUGAACUCGGGAGCAGUCCCACGUGAAGAGCUGGAGGGAAAAGGAGGACCCAGUAAAGGAGAAUGAGAAGAGGAAAUCAAGAGAGUGUUGUGGAAGCAAGUGAAGAAGGUAUAAGAGACUGUGUUAAACAUCAUGGAGGAAAAAAGACAUCAUAUUUGCCCUCAUGUAGCUUACAGUUUAGAAGAAGAUGAAGCACAAUUCAAGUUGUAUGUUCAGCAACAAAGCACUUGAUGACGUGCAAUGUGGAUCCUUUAAAAGAGGCAGAUGCAUGAAGUUUGGAGCAGUGAAUAAACUUGGAGCUUUGCAGAACAGAGAAGGUGGAGGCAAAGAGGAAGAGAAAAAGCACCAGAAGGAGAAAAAGCCAGUAAUGGAAGCUGGAGAGAAGAAUGAAAAUUUGAAAGAGGAAGAACCAAUACUCUUAAAAUAUUUUGUUGCACCACCCAGGACACUAUGAAAAUGAAGUUGCCACUGACUAGGAGUCAGCAGUAAUCUGCUGGCUUCAGAUGAACUCAAACCAACAUGGAACCCCAAAGGCCAGGCUGUAGAAGGUCAUCUUUGAAUCUCCUUGAAAAUGAUGAGGUGGAGUUUGUCCGAACUGGCUAUGGGAAGGAUAUGAUAAAAGUUCUCCAUAUUCAGCGAGAUGGGAAAUAUCACAGCAUUAAAGAGGUGGCAACUUCUGUGCAACUUACUCUGAGCUCCAAAAAAGAGUACCUCCGUGGAGAUAACUCAGACGUCAUCCCUACAGACACCAUGAAGAACACAGUUCAUGUCUUGGCAAAGUUCAAGGGGAUCAAAAGCAUAGAAGCCUUUGCUAUGAGUAUCUGUGAGCAUUUCCUUUCUUCUUUUAACCAUGUCAUCCGAGUUCAAGUCUACAUGGAAGAAGUCCCUUGGAAGCGUUUUGAAAAGAAUGGAGUUAAGCAUGUCCACGCAUUUAUUCACACUCCCACUGCAACGCGCUUCUGUGAGGUGGAACAGAUGAAGAACGCACCUCCAGUCAUUCAUUCUGGAAUCAAAGACCUCAAGGUCUUGAAAACCACCCAGUCUGGAUUUGAAGGAUUCAUCAAGGACCAGUUCACCACCCUCCCUGAGGUGAAGGACCGGUGCUUUGCCACUCAAGUGUACUGCAAGUGGCGCUACCACCAGUGCAGAGACGUGGAGUUUGACGCUACCUGGGACACAGUUCAGGACAUUAUCCUAGAGAAAUUUGCUGGACCCUAUGACAAAGGCGAGUACUCUCCCUCUGUCCAGAAGACCCUUUAUGACAUCCAGGUGCUCUCCCUGAGCCGGGUUCCUGAGAUAGAAGAUAUAGAAAUCAGCCUGCCAAACAUUCACUACUUUAACAUAGACAUGUCCAAAAUGGGACUGAUCAACAAGGAAGAGGUUUUGCUACCAUUAGAUAAUCCAUAUGGCAGAAUUACCAGUACUGUCAAGAGGAAGCUAACUUCAAGGCUGUGACAUUGUAGCCACCAGUGGGAGUCCACUCUCAGCUGAGGAGUUCCUUAAGCCACUUGUGAUGCUGGCAGUCAUAGCCAGUAGCCAUGCAAAUUUUCAACCUCGUAUGUUAAUUGAUAGUGUUCAUUUUCAUCCUAUAAAAGAAUUCUACACCUAGCUCAGCAAGGUGUUUUGUGAUUGGUAAUUAUGACACGCUUUAUGGAUGCAAUUUACUUCACAAAUGCUGAGCAGUAUUUCUUUAAUCAUAAAUCAGUAUUUCUUUUUAGUUAUUUUGUGCCUUCCUAUCUUAGAGAAGCUUUAGAAUCAAUUCACUAAGAAAAUAUUUAUGAAUUAAUGGAGGUGUCAUAUCAAUUAAUUUGUGCACAAGUUUAAGAAGCAAGUUUCAUCCUACUGAUGUUAAAACUUUGCUUCUGGGUAAUGCAGAAAAUAUAAUGACAAAAUCGUAUUUUGAAAAAUAUCAUCAUUAUGACUUCAAUUGUAUUGAAUAUUUGAAUAUUUAAAAAUGCUAUAGCAAAUAUAUCAUUGGGAGUUUAUUUGUACUCUAAAAGUACUUUUGUAUCUUAAUGCAUUGGUUUUAUGACUUACACAACUCUUAGAGAAUAUUUAGUACACAUUGGGGCACCGAGAAAAAGUGUAAAUUGUUUUCCUUUGAAUAAUGCAUCACUUUGGCACAAACAGCCACAUUUAAUAAAUGCUAAAUCAAGACACAGAUGGAUGAAUAUGUAUAUAGAAAGAAGACUAGAUAUAUGAAAAUAUCAGCAAUGAUGAUUUCUGGAUGGUGGGAUUAUGAGUGAUGUUUAUUUUUUGCCAUGUAAUUUUCUGAAUCUUCCAAAUGUGAACAUUUAUUACUAUUUUCAGAGAAAUAAAUAUAAUUGAUGAUUUAA
Molecule: messenger RNA, 3368 nt
Organism: Diceros bicornis minor
Lineage: Eukaryota; Metazoa; Chordata; Mammalia; Perissodactyla; Rhinocerotidae
Product: uricase
Exons: 12
Coding region: 1552-2487 (311 amino acids)
Biological process (GO): urate catabolic process; purine nucleobase catabolic process
Cellular component (GO): peroxisome
Molecular function (GO): urate oxidase activity
Source: RefSeq, a predicted model, not a curated record